CAGUCAGUAAUGCCGCGGCUACACUCGACGAACGAUCACGACGUUUUUCCUCGAUCUUCCGCGGUCAGCAAAACCGCCGGUUUGGCGUCAGUUUUGCACAGGGAACGCUUGAAAAGUUAAACACGACGCACGAUUUUAAUCCUCUUCGAUCGAUUCACCAUGUCCGCCGCAAAAUCGGGCGUCUGAAAGAAUCGAAAGGAUGCCGGCCGGUAUUUCGACUCUGGCACCGUCAACGGAUGCGGAGUCUUUCGAUUAUGAGACGAAGGACCCGCCGGCCUUCACGAUCUUACAGAAGGAUGGCCUGGACUCGAGUCUGCCGCUCUUACACGUCAACGAGGACGAUGAGAUAAAUGCGUCGCAACUCACCAACUUGAGGAACAUGAAGAACGCGAUGAAGAAUAAUCUCUGUAAUCGCAGACGCAUCAGCAAGUCCAAUGAACAUCUGGUCUUGGCUAAUCUACAAUCGCAUCAAGUUAAUCCUCUGAAGAAAAAGCAUCAGAGUAAAAGUCAAGAUAGCUUAGAGUUGUUAGCUGAGGAGAGACCGUUUACGGCUAAGCCCAGCAUCGUCUUAUCAACGGAGGAUUUCAAUGAGGUGCUGAACGCGAAACUGAAAAAGAUCCAAGAGCAAGCCGAGGCGGAGCAAGGCCGCAAGUCGCCCAAGAAAUCGAUCCAGAAGAAGCCGUUCAUCACGACCGUGAAGACGGGGGAAUUUCUAAUGCCGCCGCCGGAAGUGGCGGCCUUGCUCGGCAUCGCGCCCAGCAAAAAUGAGGAGGAGGCGGCGGACGGAUGUCCUCUGAAGAGCAGAUUCAAACCACUGAUAUCGCUAGUCGGAGGCAAGAGGCCGGAGGUACGUCACAAUAGCCACAAUGCCCGAUGUCCAGCCGCCCUAAAGGCUACCGUAGACUUUUCCCUCGGUAUGAUGAACGCCACUACCAUCGCCACCGCCUCGACCUUGAACGAGCAGGCGAGGAGGUUCAAGAGGAGCGAGCCAGCCAGAUUCCCGCAGACGCCGCGAGCUUUACCAAAAAAGUUGGAACCGAUCGAGGGCAUGAUGAAUAUGCUGCCGAGCCUCCGCGGUGAUCAAUCGGUUCCUUUCGGGAAUAUUAUGUUUGAUCGCCGAGUGGCUCGCGGAAGCACAAUCGCUUCCGUUCCUCUCAUCGAUGGAGAACAAUCAAUAGCAGCGAGGCAAGCGGAAGCGAGACGAAGACAUUUGGCGAGAAAACGUGCUCAAGUGCAAGCUUGCAGAGCCGUCUGCAGGACGGGUUCGCCUCCUCCGGUUCCUGGAAGAAAACACGAACCGGUGCAAACUGAGAUUUUUCUCGAGGAGCUAACAGAGAAACCGGAUGAAUCCGAGGUAGCCACACAAACCGAUUAUUUCUUGGAAAAACCAGUACUGCCGAGCUAUUAUCCAGGCAAAGUUGGUCGAGAUGUGUGCACUCAAAUCGAACCCGGGGAACUCUUCGAUUACGACACGGAAGUCCAACCGAUUUUGGAGGUGUUGGUAGGCAAGACUAUCGAACAAGCUCUAAUCGAGGUUCUGGAAGAGGAGGAAAUCGCUGCUCUUAAGGAGCAGCAGAGAAGAUUCCUCGAAUUGCGCAUGGCUGAAAAAGCUGAAGAGCAACGACUGGCGGAAGAGGAGAGGAGACGUAGAGAAGAGAAGGAUCAACGCCUGAAACAACACGAAGAGGCGGUGAAAGCUCAGCAGGAGACCGAGGAACGAGUCGCGGCUGCGGUAUUGUUAACAGGAUACAUCGCCGAACUUUUGCCCGCGGUUCUGGAGGGUCUGAAGAUGUCUGGCUACUUACUGGACGAGAUCAAGGCUGACGUCGAAGAAGGUUUCAUGCCGUGGUUAAUGAAAGAAGUAAAAAAAGAAAUGGGUAAUAUGAUUGAAAGCAGAGAAUUGUUAAUGGAAAUUAUUAGAGAAAUCUUGGAAAACCGCGCGCAGACGUACAGGCAGCUUGGUGAAGAAUAUGAUAUUUCAAGAAACAAGAGACUAGCAAACGUAUACAAUUUAGAAGGAGGUGAAACUGAUAGCGAUUUUGUGAACUACGAAUCACCCGCGAUGGAAAGUCAUCACGCAGUUUAGCGUGAUAAAUAAUUUGUUUAGAUUAACAUGGAAACGCUGCACAACGCUUUCAAGAAUGAGAAUAAAAAGCUGAUUAUAUUCUAAAAAGUAAUUUGUAAUUCCAGAGAUCUAAAAAUUUAA
Molecule: messenger RNA, 2206 nt
Organism: Temnothorax curvispinosus
Lineage: Eukaryota; Metazoa; Arthropoda; Insecta; Hymenoptera; Formicidae
Gene: Rsph3
Product: radial spoke head protein 3 homolog
Exons: 11
Coding region: 200-2086 (628 amino acids)
Cellular component (GO): cilium
Source: RefSeq, a predicted model, not a curated record